AUGGAGGCGCCGCGCCGGCGGUACCGCGGGGGCCCGGCCGUGCCGCCCUGGAAGGAGACCUACCGCCGGCGCUGCAUGGAGAGGCUGAGGAGCAGCCGGGCGAAGCUGCUGGACCGGUACCGGCGGGCCGGGGAGGGAGCGGGCGGACACGGCCCGGGCGCGCUGCUGGUGCAGGAGGUGAUGGAGCAGGAGUGGCAGAGCCUGCCGGCCUUCGGGGGAGGGGAGCUGCUGGUGCAGAUGCUAGAGGACCCCGAUGAGCUAGCGGUACUGGAAGAGAUCCAGCAAGAGCUGAUUUUGCAAGAACAGUUGGUUAUAAAAGAGUAUGAGCAAAGCCUGCAGUUUGAUGAAGAAUGUCUCAAUGCAAUGCUUGAUGGCUUGGAUGCUAGUGACAAGGUCAUCUGCCCUGUGUGCAGGAGGAAUAACCUGACCGUGAGCGAUCACUUGGUUUCUUGCCAGUGUGGGUUAUACAUCAGCACACAGGGUAUGACCGAAGAGAAGCUUCGGGUGCUUCUAGAAAACACACUAACAGAGCACAGUCACAGGUGCUUUCACAACCCAGAGUUUGCUGUUACCAGUGGAAUGGAGGAAGGAGCCAGUCUUCUCAUGAGCUGUCCGGUGUGUGACUCCUGGACGAUUCUCCUGUAA
Molecule: messenger RNA, 645 nt
Organism: Falco peregrinus (peregrine falcon)
Lineage: Eukaryota; Metazoa; Chordata; Aves; Falconiformes; Falconidae
Gene: RPAIN
Product: RPA interacting protein
Exons: 7
Coding region: 1-645 (214 amino acids)
Biological process (GO): protein import into nucleus
Cellular component (GO): PML body; nucleus
Source: RefSeq, a predicted model, not a curated record